UAAAAUUUGUAUGAAAAUAACACAAACAUUAGAUUUUAAAUGCACUUUGUACACUAUUUUGUAUAAAACUAUUCCGUUGUGACUUUAUCGUUCCGUUAUUUGAAAUGUACUGAUCAUAUGAAACUGUAUUUCUUUUUUCUAGGUAUGCCAGAAGAAAAGAAGGAGGAAAGGAUAAAAAUAUGGCGUAAAAUGUACUAUAACUGCAACACAUACAGCAAUGGUUAUGGUGGGGAAAUUAUGUGUAUAUACCUAACGAAGGUGUUUUGGUCUCUAUGGCCUAGCUUGUUUCUUGCUUCUUGCAUAUUUUAUGUGUCUACUCAAUGCAUCUUUUGUGUAUCUACUCCAUUUUGCAAGCAUAGCUAUGAAUUGCACCUAUUCUAUGCAUAUUUUGUAUAUCUACUCCAUUUUGCAAGCAUAGCUAUGAAUUGCGCUUUGCCGCGUAAAAAUUAUUACCUUAUAUUUGCUUUUCUACCUGUUUCUGUGUGUCUGAACCAACAAAAGGUAAUCAUCAUAGUCUCAUGCAAGGCCUUGGUUUUGGAUUUAUGGGCUAUAUUUCAUGUUUAACAUGUCAACAUUAUUAGGUUAUCUUAUGGUUAUCAUGACAUGUCCGCCAAUUAUGCAUUAUUUGUAAUGUUUAAAUUAGUGGUUUUGUUAAAAGGUUCUAUGUUUUGGGUAUAUCUCAUAAAAAGGUUUUGCAAUUUUAUAUCAUAAUUUGAAGCAUUUCUAAUUGAUAUAUUAUUUCUAACUAUUCCAAUUUUUCUAAAUCCUUUUAUAAGAGUACCUAUGUCCAUAUAAAAUUUACGUAUGUCUAUAUAACAUUCAAAACAACAUAAUAUAUGUGAAAAUAUUGCUUUCCCUACUGCUUAUCUAUUCAUAUGUAUAUUAUUUUGUGUAAAUACACCAUUUUCCCCAAACAUUAUCACUAGUUGCACAUUGCCGCGUGAAUCUUAUAUUAGUGUGUCUACCUGUUUUACAUAAAAACGAAGGCAAGCAUCAUAAUCUCAUGCAGGCCUCAAUCUUAAAAAUGUUUGGACCAGUAUUCCAUAUUGAAAAAUAUGUUCAUAUUACGAGGCUACUGCCUGGUUUUUGAUAUAAGAGUAUUUAUGUAUGUAAUAAUUAGAUUAGAACAGAAUAUAUUUUGAAACAGAAUAUAUUUUGAAAGGUAAAUCUUUGCGGUGUAAUAAUCCUUAAGUUUGGUGAUUAAUAAUGGGAAUUGCAUUAGAGGUAGGUGUUAUGUGGUGAAUCUUAUCUGUAUUCCAAAUUAUGCUAUACUAAUGUUUUAUUAGGUUGUUUACCUCGUUUUAAUUUAUUUGUAUAUACAAAACCUAAAGAUUUAUGUUGACCUCGUGUGUAUAUGCAAUAAAAGUAGAUUUACACAGCUUUGCAUGUCAAAAUUUAAUUUUGACCUUGCCUAUAUAUGCGUAAAUUAUAGGUAUUUUUUAGUGAUUUCUUACUCUACCUGUUUGAAAAACCUUUAUUGGGCCUAUCAAAUUUUAUUAUUAUCCAUGCAUUAUUCCAUGCCUAAAUAGUGGAAUCUUAUCGUUAUGGCAACCUUUUGAAAUAUAUUUCUAGGUAUUACAUUGAUGCGAGAUUAUCUUUUCAUGUUGUGGUUGACUAUAUAAGAGUGUUCAAUUUACCACAUUCAUAUUACUUGUCUUUAUCUUUCAACAUGGAUACAUCAUUAUCAAAGAGUUCUAAUGAAGAAAUGGUUCGGGUAUAUACCAAGGAAGAGAAAAGGGUACGCGCUUAUAAGAAGACUAUUGUACCAUUACUUGAACUACGGGAUGUACGCAUAGAUGAUUUAGAUAUGGAAGAUAUCUGUGGGAAUGUGCCUUUAAAGGCUUCAGAUUACAGAUAUGGAAUUACAUAUAAAGAACUAUAUGGCCUUUCAUCAACCUCCGAAUAUGACUCUAAUGCAUCUUGUUCGCGUUACCGCGGUAGUUUUGUUAAAGGGGGUAAGCUGCUGCAUUUAAGGUACCCCUGCCGGUGUUCAGGAUGUAUAACCGGUGUUUCUUGCAAAUGUGUAUGCGAAGAGUGCUAUGGUGACGAUCUUCCAAAAUGUAGAUGCAUACCCUCUAAAACCCAACGUAAAGAAGCCUUACGUAAAUUGAUUGGUCCCACAGAUACUAGUGUAUCCGAGAUUGAAAAUGAUGGUGCAUCUGGUUCUGUUAAUCCUACAAAACGACGUUUAUCUAGUACCGGUUCAAUGGGCGAUUAUGUGCUGGAGGAAGAGUAUUCAAUGGAGGAUGCCAAACGAGAUAUACUAGAGGAGACCCGUUCUUAUGUCCCGUAUCAUAAAUAUCCGCGUAAGGGAAUGUACUCAGAUUCCUCAGAUUAAAU
Molecule: messenger RNA, 2340 nt
Organism: Teleopsis dalmanni
Lineage: Eukaryota; Metazoa; Arthropoda; Insecta; Diptera; Diopsidae
Exons: 2
Coding region: 1670-2338 (222 amino acids)
Source: RefSeq, a predicted model, not a curated record